Messenger RNA from Closterium sp. Yama58-4, 2157 nucleotides. Lineage: Eukaryota; Viridiplantae; Streptophyta; Zygnematophyceae; Desmidiales; Closteriaceae. The record is from the annotation of a GenBank genome assembly.
AUGAGACCGCUGUACCUGAGGCGAGAGGAUGUGCCUGGGGAGGUGGUGGCGAGGGAGAGUGACGUGCUGCGAGCACAGGCUGUGGCAGCGGGCAAGCCAGCGGGAGUGGUGGAGAAGAUGGUGGCGGGGCGGCUGGGGAAGUUCUACGGGGAGGUGGUGCUGAUGGAGCAGGCGUAUGCCAUGGAUGACAAGAGAACGGUACAGAAAGUGCUGGCAGAAGCUUCCAAGAAGGCGGGGGCAACGAUUCAAGUGGAGCAGUUCUUACGGCUGGAGGUUGGAGAAGGCAUUGAAAGGGAGGCCAAGGACUUUGCGUCCGAGGUGGCAUCACAGGCUUAUCUUUGGAAGCACCAGAUCGCUGGGACAGCUAAUUCUAGCAGUAGCAGCGACGGGCACCGCCCGUCUUACCCGGCGGGAGGAAACGAGGAGCGCGAGAGUGCGAGUGAGCCAGGAAAAUUGCAUUCCCAACAUUUUUCGCUCCGGGAGCGGCCGGUGGAGAGAGCGACGGGGAGCGACGCGCUCUCGGAUCCGAGGAGCAAGAGCGACUCGAUUGGGGCUUCCUUGAAGGACCCGGAGUGGGGAACUCUCUUGAUUGGAUACGUGUUUACGCAUGGCAGGUAUUGCUGGCGCACUGCGAUGAGUGUGGAGUUGGGGGGGGCCUACGCCGCUCCCAGCCCCAAUGAUCAUGUCACGGAGUCUGCUGCAGCGCGCCGCGGGGCGGCGGCGCAUCAUGGUGGCGGUGGAGGCCGCACCGUGCCGGCCGCUCUCAUGGCGGCGCCGUCCUGGCUGUGGAUGGCAGCUUGCGUGGCCGUUGUUGUGUGCUGGCUGCUCGUCACCAGUGGCCCGGCGGGCAACAGUCAACUCCAGGACCCCUCCCCUCUCACAUGGUCUCCCUUUGCGGGGGAGCGGCCUGGCUGCAUUCUCACCCUCGACUCGCGCUACAGCCGUGACGGCGUGCUGGCAGUAGAGGCGGCUGUAGCACAGCUCUUGAGGACCCUUGGGAUAGAAGAAAUAGGGGAAGGGGGUGGGCCCGGUGGGGGGUGGUUAGUGCAAAGGGGAAGGAAAUUGCGUGCAGUGGAGGAGGGUGUGGUGCGGCUGGUGAGGCGGUUGGGGGCGUGGGGGGAGGGAGGAGGCAAAGGCGGACGGGAAGUGAGGGGGGAAUGGGUAGGGGAAGUGGAACGGGAUGGGGAAGGGCCGGGGGAAGGGUGGACCAAGGGAGGAAAAAGAGAGAGAUGGGAUGACGACGCUGUUGGCCUUAAGAAAGGGCAAGGAGGCAAGUCAGAGGGGGGAAGUGACACGCUGGAAAGAAGACGUGCGCUGUUUGCACGAGGGGACGAGGUGCCCGAGGUGUGGAGGCGGUUCUAUGAGAGUCUGCCCAAGAUGCUGGAUGGCCAUGGCAAGGAGCAGCUCAAUAAGUUCCCCAUCUGGCUCGCUCUGGCUGUCAACAUGCUGUAUGCGCGGCGGCAUGGGUACCGGCUGGUGGUGGAGAACGGGUCGAAUUUCAUCCAUGAUAGACACCCAGCAUGGUUCAAGGUGCCCUUCAUAGCGGAGCAGCUCUCCUGUUGCUGCAAGUGGGCAUUAUUCCUUGACUCGGAUGCCUACAUGCGCAUGAACCACCACCAGCUCUCCAUUGAAGCUUGGAUAGACGCCAUAAAGCAACCGAACUAUUUCAGCUGGUUGACAGACGCCAAUGUGACAGCCACACUCAAGGGGCAGGUGUGGGUCCCACAGGACCCAGCUCUGCUGCUACAGCCGGCAACUGUGCUACAGCCGAACAGACCAAUAGCGCUCAUUCCUAGGAACGGUGAUUCCGGAGGAGGGUAUUACGGGCGGCCUGAAACACUAUUUGGAACGGGGUGUGAUUUCAUUAAUUCCGGUGUCAUGCUGUGGCGGCUGUCUCCUUUGACCUUUAAGUUCCUCAGGCACUGGUAUGACCUGGGAGCAGACAUGUACCAUCGAUACUAUCCUCCCUGGGAGCAGCCAUACCUCAAUUGGGUUGCUCGUGAUUCGAAAUGGAGGAACAAGAUGAUUGUGGUUCCGUACCGUGAGCUUACGGGGCCUCAGGGAAUGAUGGUGCGGCAUGUGUGGGGCGAUAUGCACUGGAAAAAUAGAGAUCAGAUGGUGCUUGAAACUCUAGAGAUGCUUAGCUCACACAAGUGA